Messenger RNA from Seriola aureovittata, 16138 nucleotides. It is a transcript of the gene ryr2b, whose product is annotated as ryanodine receptor 2b (cardiac). Gene Ontology annotation, molecular function: protein binding; ryanodine-sensitive calcium-release channel activity; calcium ion binding. Gene Ontology annotation, biological process: intracellular calcium ion homeostasis; calcium ion transmembrane transport. Bases 1 to 14985 code for a protein of 4994 amino acids. Gene Ontology annotation, cellular component: sarcoplasmic reticulum membrane; calcium channel complex; sarcolemma. The transcript has 105 exons. Lineage: Eukaryota; Metazoa; Chordata; Actinopteri; Carangiformes; Carangidae. The record is from RefSeq and is a predicted model, not a curated record.
AUGACUGACACUGGAGAGGGCGACGACGAAUUCCAGUUCCUACGAACGGGAGAUGAGGUGGUUUUGAAAAGUACCUUCACCUCCCAGGAGGAACAUGUGAAGCUCUGUCUUGCUGCAGAGGGAUUCGGCAGCAGACUUUGCAGGCUUGAGUCCACCUCUAACUGCAAGAAUGUUCCACCAGAUUUGUCUGUAUGUGGCUUCGUGCUGGCCCAGUGUCUCUCUGUCCGAGCUCUGCAGGAGAUGCUGGCUCACAGUAAGCACCUGGCUGCAGAGGUGAGAGUCUCUUCCCCUCUUUUCUCUUCUAAGGUGGGAGCAGGAGGAAGCCAUCGCACGCUUCUUUAUGGCCAGGCAGUGUUGUUCCUACACUCAUACAGUGGCAUGUAUCUUAGCUGCUUGUCUUCAUCUCAGUCUUCAACUGACAAGUUGGCUUUUGAUGUUGGUCUGCAAGAGGAUAAAGCAGGUGAGGCAUGUUGGUGGACUGUCCACCCAGCAUCUAGACAGAGGUCAGAGGGUGAGAAAGUGCGUGUUGGAGAUGACCUCAUACUGGUCAAUAUAUCCUCAGAGAGAUAUCUGCACCUGUCCUUUGGCACUGUAUUUGACAACAGAAGCUUAAGUGAUAGUCUGAUUGUUAAUGCAGCUUUCCAGCAGACUCUCUGGAGUGUUUCUCCUAUCUGCUCUGGAGGUGGAGUUGCUCAAGGAUACCUGAAGGGGGGCGACACGUUGCGGCUACUCCACAGCCAUAGUGAUGCAUGUCUGACAAUUCCCUCCACACAGCAGGGAGAGGAGCUGCAAAGGAUAAUGCAUUAUGAGAUUGGCUCGGUCUCCAGCUACGCCCGCUCUCUCUGGAGGUUGGAGAUUCUGCAUGUUGUUUGGAGUGGUAGACAUACAUGCUGGGGGCAGCCGUUCAGACUGUGCCAUGUGACCACUGGGAGGUACCUGGGUCUUACAGAAGAGAAAGGCCUACAUCUGGUUGAUCGGGACAAGGCUGACAUCAACUCAACCUCCUUCUGUUUCCGAUCCUCGAAGGAGAAGCUUGACACAGGCAUAAAGACUAUUGUCGAUGGCAUGGGCAUCCCAGAGAUCAAGUAUGGAGAUUCCAUUUGCUAUGUCCAGCAUGUAGACUCUGGGCUCUGGCUCACCUACCAAGCCACCGAUGCCAAGUCUUCUCGCAUGGGAACAACCCAGAGAAAGGCCAUUUUGCAUACUGAGGGUCAUAUGGACGAUGGGCUGACGCUGUCUCGCUCACAAAGGGAAGAAUCUCAAACUGCCAGACUCAUCCGGAGUGCUGUUCUCUUUCUCACUGGGUUUAUCAGGAAACUGGAUGGUUUUAGUCAACAAGGAACCCUACCCUCUGUCAGCCUGCCGACAGAGAAAGUGACGUGCAGUCUGCAGGAUCUGAUAAAGUAUUUCCAGCCUCCACUAGAGGGGCUAGGCCAUGAAGCUAAACAGAACAGCAUGACAGCUGUAAAGAAUCGGCAGAACAUGUUUCAAGAAGAGGGUGUAAUAGAUUUGGUCCUAGAUUGUGUUGACCGUCUACACCAGUAUAGUAGUGCUUCUCGUUUUGCUGAAGCUGCGCACAAUGAGAUGGGAGAAGAGUGGGAGACAACCCUCAAUCGUUUCUACGAGCUACUGGCUGCUCUGAUCCGGGGAAACCGUGUAAACUGUGCACAUUUCUCAGGAUCUCUGGACUGGCUGAUUAGCAGGCUAGACCGGCUGGAGGCAUCCUCUGGAGUCUUGGAGGUUCUUCACUGUAUCCUACUGGAAAGUCCUGAGGCACUCAAUGUCAUCAAAGAAGGACACAUUCAUUCCCUCAUCUCCUUUCUAGACAAGCAUGGAUGCAACAACAAGGUGCUGGAGGUGCUGUGCUCCCUAUGUGUGUGCAACGGUGUGGCAGUGCGGUCCAAUCAGAACCACAUCUGUGACAACCUGCUGCCAGACAGAGACUUGCUGCUCCAAACACGGCUGGUUAAUCAGGUCACCAGCAUGAGACCAAACAUCUUCCUGGCAAUGGGGGAAGAUUCAGCCCAGCAUCGGAGGUGGUACUAUGAGCUUGUUGUGGAUCAUGUCGACCCCUUCCUCACAUCUGAGCCCACCCACCUGCGUGUUGGCUGGGCUCGCACUGAGGGCUACCAUCCCAGGCUGACAGGAGGAGAAGGCUGGGGGGGCAACGGGGUGGGAGACGACAUCUGCUCAUAUGGCUUUGAUGGGCUUCACCUCUGGUCAGGCUGCAUGGGCCGCAGAGUCAGCUCCCCCUUCCCUCACCUGCUGAAAAAUGACGAUGUGGUUAGCUGCUGUAUUGACCUCAGUGCGCCAUGCAUCUCUUUCCGGGUCAACGGUCUACCUGUGCAGGGCAUGUUGGAGAACUUCAGUGCUGAUGGACUUCUUUAUCCUGUGGUCAGCUUCUCUGCUGGAGUCAGGGUUCGUUUUCUGUUUGGGGGAAGACACGGAGAGUUUCGCUUCUUACCGCCGCCAGGUUUUGCUCCAUGCUCUGAGGCGCUGCUCCCACGAGUCGAGCUAAAGGUAGAGCCAUGUCAGAAAUAUAUCUUGGAUCACGGAGAAGGGAAACAAGACCUCAUCGGCCCCUUAGUACCUGCCACUCCGGUUAUCUUCACUCCCAUGCCAGUAGACAUCAGCAAGGUGGUGUUGCCAACACAACUUGAGGACAUCAGAGAGAAAAUGGCUGAGAAUAUCCAUGAACUCUGGGCAAUGGACAAGAUUGAUCUCGGAUGGACACAUGGACCUGUGAGAGAUGAAAGUAAGAGGCAUGACCCCUGUCUGGUGGAGUUCUCCAAGCUGCCAGAGCAGGAGAGGAACCAGAACCUUCACGUGGCUCAGGAUACUUUGAGGACUCUGCUUGCUCUCGGUUUCCACAUUGGUUUGACUGAUGACCGUGCUGCGGAGAGAGUCAAAUACAUGAGCCUAGUCACAAAGUAUAAGCAGCCCAGUGGCUAUAGACCUGCCCCAGUGGACUUGAGCCAGGUUUUUCUGAGCCCAGCCCAUGAGGAAGUGGUUAACUUGCUGGCAGAAAAUGAUCACAGUGUAUGGGCCAGAGAGAGAAUCAAGCAGGGAUGGACCUAUGCAGCCCAGCAGGACGUGAAAGCGAAGCGGAGCCCAUACCUCGUGCCAUGCAGCCUCCUUGAUGAAAGGAGUAGGAGAGCGGGCAGGGAGAGUGUCAGAGACGCUGUCUGUACCCUGCUCGCCUACGGUUACAGCCUGGAGCCCCUGAACCAGGAGCGGACCGCAUUAUCAUACCCAUGUCUCUUCUCUGCUGAGAAAUGCAGAGUGUUCAGACCAGAUAAAUCAUAUGCUGUGACCUGGGGGAAGUGGUAUUUUGAAUUUGAAAUACUGACAGCAGGGAAUAUGAGAGUGGGCUGGGCUCGACCAGGCUGUACCCUCGAUAAAGAGCUCGGCUCAGAUGACCAGGCUUAUGUCUUUGAUGGAUUUGAGGCUCAGUGGUACCAUCAGGGCGGUGAACCCCUGGGACGUCCGUGGCAGAGAGGUGAUGUGGUGGGUUGCUUGGUGGACAUGGCUGAACGCACCAUGGUGGUCACGCUCAAUGGAGAGGUGCUGUUUAAUGACAGAGGAUCAGAGCUGGCUGCCAAGGACUUUGAUACCAGAGACGGCCUGUUGCCUGUGGUCAGUGUUGGGGUGAACCAGGUGGGGAGGCUGAACCUGGGUCGCCAUGUGGGCUCCCUGCAGUACUUUACUGUGUGUGGCCUGCAGGAGGGUUAUGAGCCAUUUGCUGUCAACAUGGCCAGAGAUCCAGCCCUGUGGAUGAGUUGGAAACAGCCUCAGUUUACCUCCAUACCACCCAAUGAUCACAAUUUACAAGUCACUAAAACCAGUGGCUCCGCGGAUUCCUUAUCCAGCCUGAGGGUCUCUCAGCGGUUGUUUGCACACCACGGUGGAGGCAGUGAAAUGGGAUUUUAUCGGCUCAGCAUGUCUGUUGAAUGUGCUGCUGUUCUCACUAGCCCUGCAGGGGGCGUGCUUCCAGUGGCCUCCAACACACUCUCUCCAGGAAGGAAAGAACAGGAGGAGGUGGACUCUGACUUUGAAGUGCUGAUGAAGUCAGCCCACAGCUUUGCUGGCUCAAGAGAUGAGCUCAACUAUAAGGAUCAUAGCCAGGACAAAACAUCAAGACUGAAACAACGGUUCAUGCUGAAGAGGACUAAGCCAGGCCUAGUCAGCAGUAACUCGUCCGCACGGCUUCUCGAAGAUGUCGUAGUUGACAAAGAUAACUACGAUCACCUCAUCCAGAGCUCUAGAUAUUACUACUCAGUGAGGGUUCUUCCAGGCCAGGAGCCGUUUAAUGUGUGGGUAGGCUGGGUGACCUCUGACUAUCAUCACUAUGACAUGACUUUUGACCCUGACUAUGUCCACACCGUGACUGUCACCCUCGGAGAUGACAGUGGCAAAGUCCAAGAAAGUGUGAAGCGGUGUAACUGUUACAUGGUGUGUGCUGGAGAAGCAACAGGUCUGUCUCAGAGUCGUAGAAGUGCAGGGUUGGAAAUUGGCUGUUUGAUUGACACAGCCACUGGGCUCCUCACCUUUACCUCCAGUGGCGUGGAGAUGGCCACCUUCUACCAAGUGGAAGCCAGUACAAAGCUGUUUCCUGCUGUUUUUGUGAAGCCCACCACCAGCAACAUGUUUCAGUUUGAACUGGGACGCGUUAAGAAUGUGAUGCCACUGUCAGCAGGCUUGCUUCGCAGCCAAAGAAGAAAUGCCACUCCUCAAUGUCCUCCAAGGUUUCAGAUCCAGCAUCUCAGCCCGGUUUCCUGGACCAAAGUGCCAGCCCAUCCAUUAAAGGUGUUGGUGGAUCGGCCAGACGAGCGCAAUGGCUGGAGAGUCCAAUGCUCUGAGCCCCUGCAAGUCAUGAGCCUUCAGAUCCCUGAUGAAAACAGGUGUGUUGACAUUUUGGAGCUGUCCGAACUUGAUGACCUCUUGACCUUUCACCGCCACACCCUCCUCCUCUACUGCUCUUUAUGCACCCUUGGAAACACCAGAGUUUGCCAUGCCCUCUGCAGUCACGUGGACCAGUCCCAGGUCCUUCAUGCUAUUCAGAAUCCCCACCUACCCGGCCCACUCCGCUCUGCAUUUUACCAGCUACUUAUUCAGGUUCACCUCAGCAGCUACACCACAGCAUGUCUCAUGAUGAACCAUGAAUACAUCGUGCCCAUGACAGACCAGACCAGAGAAAUCACCCUUUGUCCCAGGCCUGUUAAAGGUGUUAAUGGGGGGAGUGGUCAACCUCCAGAAGGCAUUCCCAGCACUAGUCUUAGCACAUCCCUGAAACCACAGAUGCACUUCUCAUCUCCUUGUUUUGUCAGGAGUGAUGGGAUAGAGGGAGAUGGUGCAGUUGAAAUAGCCUGCACAGACAGCCCAGAAAUCCCUCUGGACAUAUUGAAGAAUCUGACAGUGGAAAUGCUGACUGCAGGGGCAUGGGCUGUGGGUCAGAAUGUAAGGGAUCCUGUAGGAGGCAGCGUUGAGCUUCUGCUGGUUCCCCUAAUUAGACUGUUCUAUACCCUGCUGGUAAUGAGGGUGUUUGGGGAUGAGGAUCUGGGCAAAGUUCUGACACUGAUAGAGCCGGGAGUCUUCUCCAUAGAUGGUGAAACUCCUGAGGAGGAAGAGGAAGAAGAGAUGAGUGGUGAUGAUGAAAAGGAGUGGAAAGUGGGCGCCAAAAAGGAACAGGACUCUCCUAAACAAGGACUUCUUCAAAUGAAGCUUCCAGAGGCUGUCAAACUUGAGCUCUGCCAUCUGCUGUCCUACCUGUGUGACAGCCAGGUGCGCCACAGGGUAGAAGCUGUGGUCGCCUUCUCCGACAACUUCGCAGGUCAGCUGCAGGAGAACCAACGCUUUCGCUACAACCAGGUCAUGCAGGCACUCAACAUGUCUGCCGCUCUCACUGCCCGCAAGACCAAGGAGUUCCGCUCACCUCCACAGGAGCAGAUCAACAUACUGCUGAGCUUCAGAGAGGAUGAGCAGCAGGAGAACUGUCCAUGUCCAGAGGAAAUCCAACAGCUCCUGCAAGACUUCCAUAACCUCCUUAACACACACUGUGGCAUUGAAUUGGACAGUGAAUCAGAAGAUGAAGAGGAUGCUGAGAUGUCUGUAAAAGAUCGACUUCUCAGUCUAGUGGCGAGAGUCUCUGGGUUGAAGAAGACACCCAUAGAAUCAGAGGAGUGUAGACCGCAGAGCGCUAAGUCCCUCAAAAAGCUGAUCUCUGAGAUGAUGGUGCGCUGGGCCCAGGAGAGUGAGAUAGAGGACCCUGAACUGGUUAGAGCCGUCUUCUCACUGCUGCACCGCCAGUAUCAGGGCCUUGGGGGCCAAAUGGCAGGACCACUCUGCAAAGCCUAUACGAUCAGCCAAGCAUCAGUGGAGGACACCAUGACUCUCCUGUCCUCCCUGGGUCAAAUCCGCUCUCUCCUCAGUGUCCGCAUGGGGAAAGAGGAAGAGAGGCUGAUGAUCAGAAGAUUAGGAGACAUCAUGAAUAAUAAAGUUUUCUACCAACACCCCAACCUCAUGAGGACACUGGGGAUGCAUGAGACUGUGAUGGAGGUGAUGGUCAAUGUUCUUGGAGAAGGGGAAUCAAAGGAGAUUACCUUUCCCAAGAUGGUUGCCAGCUGCUGUCGAUUCCUGUGUUAUUUUUGCCGGAUCAGCCGUCACAAUCAGGGAGCACUAUUUGACCAUCUGAGCUACCUGCUGGAAAACAGCAGUGUUGGACUUGCUUCACCGUCCAUGCGAGGAGCCACUCCUCUAGAUGUGGCAGCAGCCUCUGUAAUGGAUAAUAAUGAACUGGCCUUAGCACUGAAGGAACCCGACCUAGAGAAGGUGGUGCAGUACCUCGCGGGAUGUGGUCUCCAGAGCUGUCCAAUGCUAGUGGCAAAAGGCUAUCCUGAUGUUGGAUGGAACCCUGUAGAGGGAGAACGUUACCUGGAUUUUCUACGUUUUGCUGUUUUCUGCAACGGUGAGAGUGUAGAGGAAAACGCUUAUGUGGUAUUGAAGUUGCUGAUUCGUCGGCCUGAGUGUUUUGGGCCUGCCCUGCGGGGUGAUGGGGGAAAUGGUCUGCUUGCAGCGAUGGAGGAAGCCAUCAGGAUCUCUGAGGACCCUUCUAUAGACGGACCUUGCACCACGUACCAGUCCAACAGAACACUAGAUGUUGCCCAGGACCAUGAUGAUGACCUCAUUCACAUGGGACACGCCAUCAUGACCUUCUAUUCAGCCCUUAUUGACUUGCUGGGGCGCUGCGCUCCAGAGAUGCAUUUAAUUCAAGGAGGUAAAGGAGAAGCCAUUCGCAUCCGGGCCAUUCUGAGGUCGCUCAUCCCCAUUCCGGACCUUGAGGGAGUCAUCAGCAUCUCCUUUCAAAUCCCUUCAGUGUCUAAAGAUGGUCUGGUGGUUGAGCCUGACCUGUCUACAGUGUUCUGCCCCGACCACAAGGCCGCUAUGGUUCUGUUCCUGGACCGGGUUUAUGGCAUCGAGAACCAGAGUUUUUUUCUCCACCUCCUAGAAGUUGGUUUUCUGCCUGACCUUCAGGCAGCUGUCUCUCUUGACACUGCUGAUUUAGGAUCCACUGAUAUGGCUCUGGCCCUCAACAGAUACUUGUGUACAGCUGUGCUUCCCCUGCUCACCAAAUGUUCAGCCCUCUUCUGUGGAUUAGAGGACCACACCUUGCUGGUCGACUCUCUCAUACAGGCGGUCUACAGCCUCUCCAGGGCUCUUAGCUUGACUAAAGCUCAGAGAGACACCAUAGAAGAUUGCUUGUUGGCCGUGUGCAGUAAACUCCAACCAUCUAUGAUGCAGCCUCUUCUGCGUCGUCUUGUCUUAGAUGUCCCCCAACUCACAGACCACAGCAAGAUGCCACUAAAGCUGUUGACCAGUCACUAUGAGCAGAGGUGGAAGUACUACUUGCUAACUUGUGGGCAGAUGGACCAGGGUUUGGCCUCUGAAGAAGAGCUCCACCUGUCUAGAAAAUUGUUCUGGGGAGUGUUUAAGGCCUUGGCAAAGAAGCCCUAUGAGCCUCAGCUAUUUAGGCUGUGUGUUCAGUGCCUGGCUGCAGUGGCCAAGGCCCUGCCUCCUGACCACAUGGACUCAAGCUGUGUGUCUCAGAUGGAGAAAAAAACCUCCAUGGACACAGAUGGACACUUUGACCCCCAGCCUGUAGAUGCCUCCAGCAUGUCAGUGCCAGAGAGACUGGAGUUUGUAGUGAACAAGUAUGCAGAGCAUACUCAUGACAGGUGGUCACUGGACAAGUUUGCCAAUGGCUGGGUUCAUGGGGAGCAGCUAUGUGAGAACACCAAGGUCCACCCUCUCCUCAAGCCAUACAGGACUCUGGCUGAGAAGGAGAAGGAGGCGUACCGCUGGGCCAUUAAAGAGACAAUAAAGACUAUGUUGGCCUUUGGCUGGACCAUAGAGAGGACUAAAGAAGGAGAUGCAUUUGGCAAGCAUACCUGUACACGCAGAGUCUCUCAGUCUGGGUCUGGACAGUUGUCUUUUGAGGGUGCAUCAACCUUCAGCCCCAAGCCAAUGGACAUGAGCAGCAUCACCUUAACAUGGGAGCAAUGUGCUAUGGCUGAACAAUUAGCUGAAAACUAUCACAAUACCUGGGCUAAAAGGAAGAAAUCAGAACUUGAGAGUAAAGGAGGAGGUGGCCAUUCAAUGCUUGUACCCUAUGAUACCCUUACUGCCAAAGAGAAGACCAAAUUCCGAGAAAGAGCCCAGGAUGUCCUUAAGUUCCUUCAGCUCAAUGGCUACACUGUGUGGAGGGAUCGGAAGACAGUGGAGAUGGACUUUCCAGCCACAGACAGCUGCUUUAGCUACACUCUCCUUCAGCGGCUCCUGUCUCACACUGAGGAGGCCCAAGAGCACAUGUUGGAGCUGGACGUGAUGCAAGCCAGAGGACAGAUAUCUAAAGGAGAGAGAAUUCCACAGCAGCAACCAAUAAUUUUUUUUCCCAAGGUCAUCCUUCCUCUUUUGGAACAAUAUGUGAAAAGCCACCAUCUGUACUUCCUGUCCACUUCUCUCUGCUCAAGUGGGAACAGGACUCAUGCCUCAAAAAAAGAAAAGGAGAUGAUUGCAUGCCUCUUUUGUAAGCUUGCAACCCUAGUAAGACACAGAAUCUCAUUCCUUGGAAGCGAAACCUCAUCAGUUGCAAGCUGCCUCCAUGUUUUGGCUCAGGCUCUGGAUGCCAGGACAUUGAUGAAGUUAGCCCCAGAGUCUAUCCAAGCAUCUCUGCACUCAUUCUUUGAGGCAGCUGCAGCUGAUCUUGAGAUGACCGUGGAAAACCUUUCUGUGAACUUGGUCUCUUUGCCUCAGAGUAGGAGUCAACAAGCUAGAGGAGUGGCCAAGGUUCUCAGCUAUACAACCUCCGUUCUUCUCCCCACUCUCACCUCUCUCUUCCAGCAUCUUGGCAACCAGAACUAUGGAGUGGACCUCCUGGUGGGCGGUAUCCAGGUGUCCUGUUACAGGAUCCUCAACAGCCUCUACUCUCUUGGCAACAGUAGCAGCAUCUACAUGGAGGGGCAAAGGCCAGCAGCAGGCGCUUGUCUGGCAGCCCUGACUGGAGCUUUCCCUGUAUGUUUCCUGGAGCCAGCCCUCAACCAAAACAACCCUCACUCCAUUUUCAACACCCAGAGUGCUACUGAGAAAGAAGACCUGGGGCUGCCAGAUCAGGUGGAGGACAUAUGUCCCCUCCUGCCUUCUCUGGAACAGGCUCUGGGGGAAGUGGAGGAGUUGGCAGGCGCUGGUGCUGGAGCUCGUCAGGCCCACUACAUCCAUGUCACCGAGGUCACCUUGCCCAUGCUGUGCAGCUACAUGUCCCGUUGGUGGUACUGGGGCCCUGAGGGCCAGUCAGCUAGCCUGAUCUGCACCUCUGUCAUUCCUCAGCAUGCUAGUGACCUACUUGGCCACAUCCUCCGUAUCAUCCACAACCAUGUGGGCGCCAGCCAGGGUGACUGGAUGAAACAGCUGGCAGUUUUUUCUCAGCCAAUUAUAUUUAAAGCCCACUCUGAGCUGCUAAAGAGCCACUUCCUGCCAUUGAUGGAGAAGUUAAAGAAGAGGGCAGAAUGUGUGCUGCUGGAGGAGGAGCAGAUGAAAGCAGAGGGCUGUUGUACCUCUGAAGCAGAGUUGCAGAUUCAGGAGAAGUUCACUGUGCUGGUGCGAGACCUCUAUGCCUUCUAUCCCCUCCUCAUCCCGUUUGUGGAUUCUAAUCGAGCCAGCUGGUUGAAAGAGUCCAACCCUGAGGCUGAGCAGCUGUUCAGCAUGGUGGCAGAGGUCUUUAUAUUCUGGGCCAAAUCUCAUAAUUUCAAAUGGGAGGAACAGAACUACGUGGUCCAAAAUGAAAUUAACAACUUGGCUUUCUUGGUCAACACUGACAAAAUGUCUAAGGUAAACCUUAUUCUUUUAUCUUCAUGGCUUUUAAAUACUCAGUUCAACCAUGAGAAGAGGAAGAUGAAGAGGAAGGGCGAUCGGUAUUCCAUGCACACCUCUCUCAUUGUGGCUUCCAUGAAGAGACUGCUCCCUGUGGGACUGAGGGUUUGUUUUCCAAAUGACCAUAGCCUUAUCACGUUGGCUAAGACCAGCUUCACUCAGAAGAACACGGAAGAUGAGAUUCGAGAGCAUGUUUUCCAUGGCGUUAUGCAUCUUCAGGGUCAGGCGUCAAGUUGCUGGAAGCAGGAGACCCGUUAUGCUGAACACAUGAGCGAGCUAGGGGCCAUCACGGAUGCCCCAAGGACUGUAGACAGGAUUGUGGGAAUAGCUCAAGUCCUUUAUUAUCUAGACCAGGUGGAACACCCGCAGAGAAGUAGAAAACCAGCGUGGCACAAGGUGUUAUCUAAACAGAGGAAACGAGCAGUGGUGGCCUGCCUAAGGAUGGCUCCCCUCUACAACCUCCCCAGGCAUAGAGCUGUCAACCUGUUCCUCCAAGGUUAUAAUAAAUCUUGGAUAUCAGCUGAGGACCACAGCUUUGAGGAGAAGCUCAUGGAGGAUUUAGCUCUGUGUGGAGGCGACAGAGGAGAGGAAAAGGAUGUGGGAGAAGGUGCCAAACCAAUCGAUCCCCUCCUGCAACUCAUUACACUCUUCAGUCGAAGCGCUCUGACAGAAAGGAGUAAGCUUGGAAAUGACAGUCUCUAUAUGUCCUACGCUGCUAUUAUGGCCAAGAGUUGCCACAGAGAGGAUGAUGACGAUGAAGAAGAGGAGGUGGAAAGCUUUGAGGAGAAGGAGAUGGAGAAACAGAAGUUGCUGUACCAGCAGGCCAGGCUGCAUCUUCGUGGAGCUUCUGAGAUGGUCCUGCAAACGAUCAGUGCCAGCAAAGGGGCCAUGGGCUCCAUGAUUGCCCCUACACUGAAGCUGGGCAUUGCUGUUCUCAACGGAGGGAAUGCUACUGUUCAACAGAAAAUGCUGGAUUAUCUGAGAGAGAAGCGAGAUGUUGGCUUCUUUCAGAGCAUGGCUGGACUCAUGCGGUCAUGUAGUGUUCUGGAUCUGAAUGCAUUUGAGAGGCAGAACAAAGCAGAGGGAUUAGGCAUGGCCAUGGACGAGAGCUCAGGAGAGAAGGUAAUGCCUAACAAAGACCUCACCUGUGACCUAUUCCGGUUUCUACAGCUGCUCUGUGAAGGACACAACUCAGAUUUCCAGAAUUACUUGAGGACACAAUCAGGCAACAACACAACUGUCAACAUCAUUAUAUCCACUGUGGACUAUUUACUAAGAGUACAGGAAUCGAUCAGUGACUUUUACUGGUACUACUCAGGGAAAGAUGUGAUUGAUAUACAUGGCCAACACAACUUCUCCAAGGCCAUCGAAGUGGCCAAACAGGUCUUCAACACACUCACUGAGUACAUACAGGGGCCAUGUACUGGGAACCAACAGAGUCUAGCUCACAGUCGUCUAUGGGACGCUGUAGUGGGAUUCCUCCAUGUUUUUGCCCACAUGCAGAUGAAACUUUCUCAGGAUUCAAGGCAAAUUGAGCUUCUGAAAAAGCUGAUGGAUUUACAAAAGGACAUGGUUGUGUUUUUGCUCUCCAUGUUAGAAGGUAAUGUUGUCAAUGGAACUAUUGGAAAGCAGAUGGUGGACAUGUUGGUGGAAUCAUCAGGAAAUGUGGAGAUGAUCCUCAGGUUUUUUGACACGUUCCUCAAACUUAAAGCCCUCACCUCCUCAGAUGCAUUCAGAGAGUAUGACCCUGAUCGUAAGGGCUGCAUAUCCCGGAAGGACUUUCAGAAAGCCACAGAAAAUUGCAAGCGUUUCUCCCGAGCCGAAACUAAUUUCCUCCUCUCCUGCACAGAGACUGACAAAAGUGAAAUAGUAGAUUACGAGGCCUUUGUAGAUCGCUUCCAUGAGCCGGCCAAAGACAUCGGCUUCAGCAUUGCAGUUCUCCUCACCAAUUUGUCUGAACACAUGCCCAACGAUUCAAGACUAAGGACAUUCUUGGAACCAGCAGAGUGUGUCUUGACUUACUUCCGGCCUUAUCUAGGACGCAUUGAGAUCCUUGGCAGUGGGAAACGGAUUGAGCGUGUCUACUUUGAGAUCAGUGAAUCUAGCCGCACACAGUGGGAGAAGCCACAGGUCAAAGAGUCCAAGAGGCAGUUCAUUUUUGAUGUUGUCAAUGAAGGUGGGGAGAAGGAGAAAAUGGAGAUGUUUGUCAAUUUCUGUGAGGACACCAUCUUUGAGAUGCAGCUUGCAGCCCAGAUAUCUGACUCUGACACUGGAGAGAGGUAUGCUGCAAAAGAAGAGGACGAAAAGAGCAGGAGUGAAGAGGAAGGCCUGGACAAAAAAGGAACGUUUUUCAUGUAUCAUUGGUGGCUCCUGCUAACAUCUUUACUGUCAGUGAAAAACCUGAAGACAUUAAUGAAGAUGACUCUGAAGGAUAUCCUCAUGUCAGCUGUUUUCUUCCUAAGAUUAAUUUUUAUGGCUCAGGUCCGGUGCAUUUGUGUUGUAAUUCGCAGUAUCAUAUAUGUACUGUACAUAGCCUUUGUCAGUGGUGGGCUCAUUGAGGGAGCCAAAAAGAUGAGGAUAUCAGAUUUGCUCGGCGGUAUCCUUGAACCAACUCUCGAUGAGGUCAUGGAGGUGCCAAGUGGUGUGGAUCGGCUGCGGAAGUACUCUGCCAGUUUCUCUUCCCAGAGAGAAUUGAGGGAGAUGGGGCAGGUGGCAGCUGUGACCUCCCCCAGGGAGGUGGAUGUAAUAUCAGACAUAUUCGGCCUCAAAGUGAAGAAAGAUGGAGGUCAAUACAGACUUAUGACACAAAACCUCACGGCCAGUCUGACUGACCUGUUCAGCACAACCUCCAGAACAACUGCCACCAGUGAUUUUGCUGAAAAGCAUCAGAGGACGCAGUUUAAGGCCCACAGUGCCACAGAGGAAAAAGCAGAAGAUGAGAAAAUGCCUGAAAUAGAGAAUGAAAAAGGGAAGGAAUCUGAGAAGAAAACUGGGAAUGAGAAAGUAGAGGCAGGAUGGAGAGCAAAGAGAUGCUCUAAUAAGUCGGAGGAACCAGAGAACCAACAUUCUGCCCUCUGCGAGACGAUAAGCACAUGUAACAAGAGCCUGCUGAACUACUUUGCAAGGACUUUUUACAAUAUGCGCUUGCUGGCUCUCUUUGUGGCCUUUGCAAUCAACUUCAUCCUCCUCUUCUAUAAGGUGAGAGUCUCCAGUGUAUUACAUGUUGCAUCAUUGCCUGCAUCACAAGAAGAGGACGGAGUGAUCACAUCUGUUUACAGCAAAGAAGUGGUCUCUGCUGCUGAAGACGACGACGAUGAGGGCAGAGUCUAUUUUGUGCUGGAGGAGAGCAGCGGAUAUAUGGAGCCCUCUCUCCGUUUCCUAGCCGUAGCACACACAAUCAUCUCCUUCUGUUGUAUCAUUGGUUAUUACUGCCUCAAGGUACCAUUGGUGAUCUUCAAACGUGAGAAGGAAGUGGCACGAAGGCUGGAGUUUGAUGGGCUCUACGUGACAGAGCAGCCCCCUGAGGAGGACAUCAAAGGGCAAUGGGACCGACUGGUCCUUAACACACCAUCAUUUCCAAGUAAUUACUGGGAUAAAUUUGUGAAAAGGAAGGUGAUGGAUAAGUAUGGUGAGUUUUAUGGCUGUGAGAAGAUCAGUGAACUCCUGGGUCUGGAUCAAGCUGCUUUAGACUUCAGCCCUGACAGGAAAGGAAGGAAGUGGCUCAAGAAAGACACAGCCUGGGGUGCUCUAUUCAACUCCAUUGACAUGAAGUACCAGGUCUGGAAACUAGGAGUUGUGUUCACUGACAAUUCCUUCUUGUACUUGGCCUGGUACAUGCUCAUGUCAGUCCUGGGUCAUUUUAACAACUUCUUCUUCGCUGCCCACCUUUUGGACAUUGCCAUGGGCUUUAAGACACUUCGUACCAUCCUUUCCUCUGUCACACACAAUGGGAAACAGUUGGUCCUGACUGUCGGCCUGUUGGCAGUUGUGGUGUAUCUCUACACUGUGGUGGCCUUCAACUUCUUCAGGAAGUUUUACAACAAAAGUGACGACAAGGACGCCCGAGACAUGAAGUGCAAUGACAUGCUUACUUGCUACAUGUUCCACAUGUAUGUGGGCGUGCGUGCAGGUGGGGGCAUUGGUGAUGAGAUUGAAGACCCUGCUGGAGAUGAGUUUGAAGUGGAGCGCAUCGUCUUUGACAUCACGUUUUUCUUCUUCGUCAUCAUCAUCCUCCUGGCCAUCAUUCAGGGCUUGAUCAUUGAUGCCUUUGGGGAGCUUCGUGACCAGCAGGAACAGGUGAAAGAGGAUAUGGAGACCAAAUGUUUUAUAUGUGGAAUAGGAAGUGAAUACUUUGAUACAGUCCCUCAUGGCUUUGAGACUCACACUCUACAGGAGCACAACUUGGCCAACUAUCUAUUUUUUCUGAUGUACCUUAUAAACAAGGAUGAAACUGAACACACAGGACAGGAAUCCUAUGUGUGGAAAAUGUACCAGGAGCGUUGCUGGGAAUUCUUUCCUGUGGGAGACUGUUUCCGUAAGCAAUAUGAGGAUCAACUGGGAUGAAAGGAAAUCUGAGAGAUCUAAAGCCUGCCUAGAUAAUGUCAUCACACAGAAGCCAUGUUAAUUGUUACCCUUGGGCUCACUAAAUUACCUUGAAUUUUGUGUUCUCACUGUAUUGAUUUGAUUUUGAACUUUGGAGUGGUUUUCCCUGAAAGUAAACUUACUUGAUAUUUAUGCACACAAGUUUUUUCUAAAUGGUAUUGAUUAAAUUAUUUGGAAACUAAAGAACAAGGACCGCUUGUUUAUGUUCAGAUGCAAAAUGAAUGUGCUGCUUUUCAGUCUACAACAAAAGUAUUCAGAGUAAUGUGACAGUUUACUAUUUUAUGCAUCAUUAUCUCAAGCAGUCAAAGCUGACAAUCCAAAUUCACUUUGCUGGCUGGAUGUGUCUCGGUAAAGCUUCUGUUUUGUGAAUGAAAUGAUUUGUCUUUCUAAUCCCAGCCUCCCAUCCCUUUCCCCUGUGUGACAUCCAGAUAAACACUCUCCCUCUGGCAUUUGUUCUUUUUACCCUCCUCUUCUCUGUCUGUUGAAGCUCUGUCUCCUUUUCUGUUGUGCUCAUCUCUCCAGGAUCCCUCUCCUCCCGCUGUCCUUGCCUCUUAUUCCCUUCUCCCCCCCCCUUCAUUCUGCUCUCCUCUUGUCCCUCAUCUUGAGCUCUUUUCCCUCUUCAUUAGUAGCCACUUUAGGACAUGCCAGCAGGUCUCCCAUUGCUCAGGUCAAAAUAUUGCCAAGGAAAUGGAUCACAGUCUGACGGCCAAGAAAGUCUCUAGGGAAUCCCUGGGUAUAACUUACUGACUAAAGGAGCGUGGCAAGCUUUGUUAAACUAUUAAGAACUUGCACUGAGCGUGCAUGUGUGCACAGAGCUUAACAGCAUGAUGACUGAAGCGUGGGAGGGCCACCUGCAGAUACCGUCCUCAUUAUGCAAAGGUCGAACACCGAGUCUACACAAGUCUGCUGCUGAUAUGUAUUCAUGUUGCUUUUGAGUUAUGACUUGUAAGCUCAUGGUCAUAAUUUACCGAAGGUCCAGGAAAAAAAAAGAGAUUGGGUAAAAGAUGAGGAACUCUUGCUUUCUUAUGAGAAAUGAAAAAGUUUUGGAUUAUGUUCUUUGCAUAAACAGAAAUAUUAAUAAGCAAUUUUGCUAUGUGGCUAAUGCUGUAAUUAA